This is a messenger RNA of Oncorhynchus kisutch (coho salmon), 4732 nucleotides long. It is a transcript of the gene slc38a9, whose product is annotated as solute carrier family 38 member 9. The record is from RefSeq and is a predicted model, not a curated record. The transcript is spliced from 15 exons. Gene Ontology annotation, biological process: amino acid transmembrane transport. Gene Ontology annotation, cellular component: lysosomal membrane. NCBI's taxonomy places the organism in Eukaryota, Metazoa, Chordata, Actinopteri, Salmoniformes, Salmonidae. Bases 331 to 2016 code for a protein of 561 amino acids. Gene Ontology annotation, molecular function: L-amino acid transmembrane transporter activity.
GAGGGGUAGUGUUCUGUCCUCCAAGGCCGUCGACCGGGUGUAGGAUUAGAUAGGGUUAAACUAUUAUUGACGGUUAAUAGUUGGCAGGGUAAUUUAAUUUAAUUUUCCUAAUUUUGUAUCAUAUUUUACCAUAUAUAACGGAUUGUACAGUAGGUGGCGGCAUGCACCAAACAUUUGUUUGCGGACCGCUAUAAAUAUUAUAGAAGAAGAAGAAGAAUGUUCAUGACACGUUCGUGUUGUUUUCUUUUUCAAACUGUACGUUCGGACAAGUAGUCUUGGUGACGGGCAGCCUCUGGAGGUGAAGACUGUAAGGCACUGAUUUAAAGCAUCAUGGAAGGGGACAGUAAACCACUACUGGACCCAGUGUGUAGAGGAAUCUACACAGACAAAGGCUCCACAGAUUCACUGGACCGAGGGGCAAGGAGGCCUUUCCACGUGGAGCAUCGGAAUAUAGUGGAGAAUGAGCCCUCUGAGAGGGUGUCAGCAGAGGCCUCUGUCCUCAGCAGCAGAGUGCACUACUAUAGCCGACUCACUGCCUCCUCUGACAGACUGCUGAGCCCUCCAGACCAUGUGAUCCCCUGUCAAGAGGAGCUCUAUGUGUACAGUCCUCUGGGGAUGGCCUUCAAAGUGACUGGAGGGGACGGAGGGGCCAAAAACCCCAGCAUCAUCACGAUUUUUGCCAUAUGGAACACGAUGAUGGGGACAUCUAUACUCAGUAUACCAUGGGGAAUAAAGCAGGCAGGGUUCACGUUGGGCAUCGUCCUCCUGAUCUCUAUGGGUCUGCUGACCCUCUACUGCUGUCUCAGAGUGCUCAAAUCACCCAAGUCAAUACCGUACAUCGACACGUCAGACUGGGAGUUCCCUGACGUGUGUAAAUAUUACUUUGGGAAGUUUGGCCAGUGGUCCAGUCUGGUGUUUUCCAUGGUGUCACUCAUUGGUGCUAUGGUGGUCUACUGGGUCCUAAUGUCCAACUUCCUCUUCAACACGGGCAAAUUCAUCUACAACUAUGCGCAUAAUGUCAGCAUGUCAGAUACAGAGUUUGGAACCAACGGGUCAGAAAGAGUGAUCUGCCCGUUCCCCGACACGGGGGACCACAAAGGGAACAGCGGCAUCAGCGGCCUCUACCUGAACACCAACAACUACGGCAACGACACGUCAGACACCGCCGUGUUCGACCGCUGGUGGAGCAAGACCAACACCAUCCCAUUCUACCUCAUCAUCCUGCUGCUACCGCUGCUCAACUUCCGCUCUGCUUCCUUCUUCGCCCGCUUCACCUUCCUGGGCACCAUAUCUGUGGUCUACCUCAUCAUCCUGGUCACACUGAAGGCUAUUCGUCUGGGCUUUCACCUGGAGUUCCACUGGUUAGAAUCCACUCAGUUCUACGUUCCAGAAUUCAGGCUGCUGUUCCCUCAGCUGACUGGUGUUCUCACCUUGGCCUUCUUCAUCCACAACUGCAUCAUCACCUUGAUGAAGAGCAACAAGCACCAGGAGAACAACGUGCGGGACUUGUCUGUGGCCUACCUACUGGUUGGACUGACGUACCUAUACGUGGGAGUGUUGAUCUUUUCUGCGUUCCCCUCCCCUCCUCUGUCAAAAGACUGCAUUGAACCAAACUUCCUGGAUAACUUCCCCAGCAGUGACGUGCUGGUGUUUGUGGCACGGACCUGUCUGCUUUUCCAGAUGACCACUGUCUACCCCCUUCUGGGCUACCUGGUGCGUGUCCAGAUGAUGAGCCAGGUCUUCGGCAAACACUACCCCAGUUUCUUCCACGUUUUCACUCUGAACAUUUUCAUCGUUGGCACUGGUGUCUGCAUGGCGAAGUAUUACCCCAACAUUGGCUCCAUUAUAAGGUACUCGGGGGCGACGUGUGGCCUGGCCCUGGUCUUUGUCUUCCCUUCUCUAGUCCACAUGAUCUCCCAGAAGCGUAGAGGGGAGCUCAGCUGGCCCUCGGCCAUCUUCCACAGCCUCCUCAUUGUCCUGGGCGUGGCCAAUGUGGCAGGACAGUUCUUCAUGUAGUUAUGCCACUACUUGGUUGGUCUGUCCCUCAAUGAAGCUGGGUCUGGUUCAUUAGUCACCAAACGGAAGAAAAUUGACAGAAACAGGGAGGUGGGACGACUUGGACUUGUCCAUUGUGAAAUGCUAAUUUUAGUUUUCCGAUGAGUGCCCUGAUGAUUACGACCCGGCACAAGCCUUUUGUAUACAUUGUGUACGGUUCAGAGAGAUGCAGGAGAUGGCAUCCAACUCUCAUGGUCUGGUUUGCACAGGGAGCAGUCUCUGGGGAAUUCAAGCUAAUGUCUUUGUCUUUCUACUUUAACUGCACGUUCUCUUCUUUCAGUGGGAGUUUCAUGUCCAUUUAGAUUGCUUCUUUGGAAAUUUACAUUAGUUUUGCUCCCUCCACAAACAUGCUUUUAUUAAGGGCAUUGACUUUCACCUCAGAACUAUCCUCCUUCAACAUGAUGGUGCAGAAAUGUUUUAGGUUAUUUUAUGUUGAUUUAAAAAAAAAAAAAAUUGGGGUAGUUCAGUAGGACUGAGCUAGCCUUGCACAGCCUUGUUCACAUGUACUGUUCUGAUAACUAAUCUUUCGUUAUUUCCUCCUUCAGGUUGAUUUAUUUUGGGGUUUCCAUUGUAGUUUGAACAAUUUAAGCACUGUUCUUCUCAUCAGUGUAAAAUACACAUAUUUAAUUUUUUGGUUUAAAUGCAAUUCAUAUGUAGAACAUAGAAAGCAACCCAAUUUAAUAAGUUGAUUUAUAAAUAAUGUGUGUGUAGCUUGCGUCAAAGUACACCAGUGCAAUGGCAAGAAGUCUGUGGGAGAUUUGUCAAUAGAUAAUCAUGUGGUCUGACUUUCUGUAGCAUAAUUCCCCAGAGAGUGAAGCAUUUGACUGACAAAUGUUACUGAAUGAUUCCCUUAAACAUGUUCCCCUCCCUCCCUCCUAUUCUCCCCCUUCUGUUUGAACACUAUACAUUCUAUAUAGUUCAUAUUAUUCUGGGGAAAAUGCACAAAUCAUGUCCUGUAUUCAGUCUUAUCUUUUUGAGGGGAAAUCUGGAUAGAAUUAUUUGACGUGUAAAAGCAGGGAAGUAAUUUGUGGUGACUGUUAGGCCUUUUGAACUUUCUUGGCCCCAUGUGGAUAUUUGGGUGGAGUUCAUUUGUUCCCUGGUUCUUAAAGGGAAAUGCCACUCAAACUAUUUUCAUGUUUGUUUCAUUAGUCCACUGUUGAUACGGUCCAAUAAUGUUUUGCAUGUCAAGCAAUCAAGUUUUAAAAUACACCUUUCAAAAUGAUUUGUAUGUCUUCUUAUCGCAUCUUACUUUGACACUUUCUGUAUUUUUGAACUUGAUUGCUGACGUAAAACAUUUUGGGACCAUGUCAACAGUGAACUAAUGAAACAAAUGCGAACGAAAAUAGUUUGAGUGGUAUUUUUCCUUAAAUGUAUUACUUUGUUAUUGUAAGGUAAAGUUGCCCCGAGAUGCUGAUCUUGGGUCAGUUUUGUAAUUUCCCCACUAGGAUUUGGAAAGCUAAUCCUAGUGUAAACCUCAAUGUUCAUCUGCCAUUUGACAGAAUGAUGCCAUAGUCAUUUUGGAGCACCAACCGUAUACUUGAACAAAUGGAAACUGCACCUUAAUGUUAUCGGAUGGAUAAAGGGAUUGUGUACGUUCACUAAAAUGUUGCUUGUCAUACAAAACCUGGCCUCAUUCUUUGGUAAGUAAGAUGAUAGCCAUUAGGGUGUUUUUAAUGGCAAUUCACAGAAAGUUGUGUGUGUGUGGUUGUCUGAAAUUACAGACUGAAGAGAGCAAUGAUGAGUAAUUCAAAUACGAUCAGGAUAUAGUAAUAAACAAUAUUACAAGGAAGUAACAAACUAUUGGAAUAAUUUAUAACCAAUGAUGGUUAAAUGCACCAUUGAUUUCCAAAGGAAAACAGCAACUAAAAAGGUCCACAAGGGAGCAGACUUAUAGAAACAGGCCAAAUAGCCUUCAGCAUGAGGAAUGACAACAAAGCCAGUCUUAGCAUACAAGCUAGCAAUUAUGUCUCCAUAUUAACAUAGAAGUUAGAGCUAAAUAACUAGCGGAGAAAUGUACAUAAGCACAUGGACAGAGUAUUCACUGUAAAGCACAUGAAAAUAACACCUCACUGUGAAAUACUUUGUGUGUCCGCAGUUAAAACAAGGUAACUGUAUACAUGUGCUCUAUAGAGCUCGCCAGCUUGUAGUCCUAAAAGCGUAAGUGAGUUAUUUCUGGUUCGUUUGGCCAUUCCUAUCCGAAUAAACACAGAAAAAUAAGGUCUGAGGUUAACAUCGGUUUAAGAGCUCUUAUAUGUAUUGUUCUAUGGGAAGUCAGUUAACAUGACCUUGAUGAAUUAUGACGCCUUAGUGCUUUAAAUUACAUAAAUGCUUAAAAAUGCACAACUUUACAUUAGCUGAUGAAGAUUCUCAUAGAAAAAAAUGUGACCUCCUCAGCCUGUGUUUACUAGAGAAAUUAAAUUCCCCAUAGGCUUUGACCAACGAGCCAUGGUGGCAUUAGUGCCUACAAAAAUACGCCAUUACUAUUGCUCUCUAUACAUAGUGCAUUUGGAAAGUAUUCAAACCCCUUGACUUUUUACACAUUGUUACAUUCCAGCCUUAUUCUAAAAUGAUUACUAACUGGUUCUCAAUUUACACAAUACCCUAGAAUGGCGAAGUGGAAAUAUGUUUAGAAAUUUUAGCAACUGUAUUACAAAUAAACACCUUAUUUACAUAAGUA